Fopius arisanus is the source of this 821-nucleotide messenger RNA. RefSeq lists its product as uncharacterized. The record is from RefSeq and is a predicted model, not a curated record. Bases 160 to 765 code for a protein of 201 amino acids. NCBI's taxonomy places the organism in Eukaryota, Metazoa, Arthropoda, Insecta, Hymenoptera, Braconidae. The transcript has 4 exons.
GUAAUGGGAUCUCGAGGUUUGUGGGGUUUCUUACCCUCGUCCGAUGUAGUUCGUACAAAUCAUUCGUUUUUCAGUCACUGGUAAAUUCAAGAGUUCGAUAAAUUGACAGUCGUUCUUUUUUAUUUAUUUAUUUCGUUGGGACUUCGGUGAUGCUCUUGAAUGAUGCAUUCACGUGGUGCUGCCAUAUCCUCGGCGUACUUGUAUUUAUUGACAGUAUUAUUGGUAUCCUACGGAAUUUAUGAGGUAUACCAUCUGGAAGUGAAUCCCGAGGAGUUUGCAGUCACCCAUCGGCAGAGAAUCGAUGCCAGACCCAGGGUCUUCUUCAAUUUCUUCGUACAAACGCAUAUCUUGGAGAAGCUUUUCCCCAGUUUUUCACGGCUGAAAGAAGCGGAUUCCCGGGUUCUUGGGGUCGGUAAAUUUUAUCGAGCCUUCUGGAAGCUUCCACUACUCGGUGAAACAGCCAAGAUACACUUGAUGGUGACGGAUUACAAUCCCCCAAAGUUCCUAGCACUGGAGUCCGAGGAUCAGCUGAUCAGACAACGAGUGGAGAUUCGUUUCCAUCUGUAUCACGAUCGGACCAUCCUCAACGUCACAAUCUACUCCCGACGAACUUCUGCUCUCUUUCACUAUACAGUGGGAAGAGGUUUGAGACACAUCUUCAAAAAUGAGUUGAGGAGAUCUGCGUCGAGAGUGGCUGGCAUUCAUAGAGCUCUACAGAAGGAUAUUAUAUUUUUCCAAUCCGAAAGGUGCAUUAAAGGUCCUUGAGUGUGGAUUUUGUUGUUGUGUAAAGAGAGAAAUAAUAAGCUAUUUUGUAACCACGA